UUUGUGUGUACAUGUGUGACCGUACAGUGUGUGUUUGUGCGAGUUUGUGCGUGCAGGGUGGGGGCAAGGCCACCAUUUCUAACAGGGCGCUUGCAGCAGCUGUCCCUUGGCAUGUCAGCGGAGAGCGUCAGAGUCCUGCUACAGAAAGGCUCAGAACUGAACGGAGAACUGCUGCGUGCAGUUUCCAGAAAGGAUCGUAGUGCCCCUGUCUUCAGCCGGACCCCGGGACCAGCACAGCCCCGACCAUGGCGGAUCAGUACCAGUACAACACCAAUGAGGAAAAGAUUGUGAAGGACAGCCACACCAAGGAGAUCGAUCUGAUCAACAGAGACCCCAAGCAGAUCAACGAGGACGUGGUGAAGGUGGAGUUUGAGGAUGUGAUCGCAGAGCCUGAUGGCACACACAGCCUGGAUGGAGUGUGGAAGCUCAGCUACACCACCUUCACUGUGUCCAAAUACUGGUGCUACCGCGUCCUGUCUGCUGUCUUCGGCAUCCCGGUGGCUCUGCUCUGGGGCUUCCUGUUUGCCUGCAUCUCCUUCUGCCACAUCUGGGCCGUGGUUCCCUGCAUCAAGAGCUGCCUGAUUGAGUCGCAAUGCGUCAGCCGCAUUUACUCACUCUGCAUUCAGACCUUCUGUGAUCCCUUCUUUGAAGCUCUGGGCAAGAUUUUCAGCAGUGUGCGCGUGGCACUGCGCAAAGAGGUCUAGGAACUCACAUUGUAGUUUGAAGAUUGGAGAAAGUGUGGCAUCGUUUUAUACAGCAGAAAGAUAAUCCGUCCCUGGCAUCUUGCUUUGCAACCAUCUUCGUCUCAAUGUAACACGCUGUUCUCCGCCCUCCAAAGCCUGAACCAGCGGUCUAAAGCAUGACAUGCCCAGCAUGCAUUUAGCCACAAGAAGUGGUUUGACAGCUGCAGCAAGCAGUGUGGUUCUCUGACAGGUCUGGCACGUCUAGGUUGGCCCUAAUAGAAGAAGAAGGCCUACUGUCAUGAGGGACAUCUCAGUAUUCACACCUACAGUAAUGUCAGAAGUUUACACAAAAAACAGUUUGAUUUGAUGUCAAACAAUGAGACCAUGAUAAAUAAUUACAAAAAAAAUGUUUCCACCGCCAAUGUAUUAUAUCUCCCAUUGAAUCCAACUGAAAUACAAACAAAUCUGUUAGAAGAACUGUAAAAAUAAUAACCAGAAAUAAAGCUGUUCUAUUAGGAUUUUC
Fundulus heteroclitus (mummichog) is the source of this 1206-nucleotide messenger RNA. It is a transcript of the gene cav3, whose product is annotated as caveolin 3. The record is from RefSeq and is a predicted model, not a curated record. NCBI's taxonomy places the organism in Eukaryota, Metazoa, Chordata, Actinopteri, Cyprinodontiformes, Fundulidae. Gene Ontology annotation, molecular function: transmembrane transporter binding; molecular adaptor activity; connexin binding. Bases 246 to 704 code for a protein of 152 amino acids. The transcript has 2 exons. Gene Ontology annotation, cellular component: caveola. Gene Ontology annotation, biological process: regulation of membrane potential; caveola assembly.